Molecule: messenger RNA, 570 nt
Organism: Trypanosoma brucei brucei TREU927
Lineage: Eukaryota; Euglenozoa; Kinetoplastea; Trypanosomatida; Trypanosomatidae
Exons: 1
Coding region: 1-570 (189 amino acids)
Source: RefSeq, a predicted model, not a curated record
AUGUUUUCCAGCGUAUUACUGCGCGGGGCAUCGGAACCCGGCCGGAGGGCAAUAACGCUGCCCACACUGCUCGAUACGGUGCGCCGCGAUCCAGGAAUGACGGCCGUUUAUUAUGCCAAUCGUUACUUUGGAAAAGAACGAAUAAUGGAGGUAACACGCGUCCUGUGGGGUGAACUGAAGUUCCACGGCCAGGUCACGGUGGAUCGUAUAGACGGGCCAGAAGAGCCCCCACGGUGGUACCCCGUGUUUUCUGUGCCGCGCAAACUCCACCGAAUACGUCGCCACUGUGCGGAGGAGGAAGAUCUCAGCGUGCUGCAGCACACUGAUUUAACAUCGGAUAGCGCGGCACCGGCACCGGGAGAUAAUGAUGCAAGUGCAUCCUUCGCUGCCGCUGUCGAGGACAACAUCAUCAAUUUAGUCCACUCUAUCCCGGGGCGCAACAUCCAGUUUUAUAUUAGCGAACUUCCCACCUCCAUGCAGCCAUAUGGCCCGAUGGCGUUUAAACGGUUGCGGCAAGCUGAGGUAAUCAUUAGGGAACAGACACCGCAGGGAACUUUUGUAUGGAAGUAA